AUGUAAAAUCAGCAAAAAUUGACUCGCGUCGAAAACGUGAAUAAUAUCUUCUCGAAAAACAGUAAUUAAGAUGUUGAUAAGCAUUAUUUAAUGAAUGAUGAAAAUUCAUAAUAAUUCGCAAAUAGACGCUCAACUGAUAUAAGAUUAUUAGAAACACUCAACAAAAUGUAAUAAAAAUAAAUAAGAUAAUUGUAUCUGGACAUAGGUCCUAUUUAUGAUAUUGAUGAAUAGUAUGAGACUCAAAAUUUAGAAGAUGGUAGUUGUUAUUUUGGUCAUUUGGAGAAUGAAUAGAAGAGUGGAACAGGGAUUAUGGUUUGGUCUGAUGUAGGAAAUAUACUAGAUGGGUAAAAGAUAAUAAUUUAUAAAAAAUAGAUUUUGGGUGAAUAAUGAGCUAAAUGGAUUUUGUAGAAUGAUUUACUCAAAUGGAGAUAUGUAAAAAGUUAAUUGAUGGGUUUAGUUUCUAAUGUAAUUUUAAAUUUGGGAAGGCUAAUGGAUUUGGAUCGUUCUAGAGUAAGGUUAAAGUUGUAAAAGGUAAAUUAUUAUAUCAAUUUAGGAUUUUGGACAAACAAUGUACUAAAUGGAGAGGGAUAAGAAAUAAGAAGCGAUGGAUAAAAGUAUUUUGGGUAGUUUAAGGAUGGAUAGAAAAAUGGAAAAGGGAUUAUUUUUUAUAAGGAUGGAUGCAAGUAAGUAUAAAUUAUAUCUUUAGGUAUGAAGGAGAGAUUAGUAGGAAUAAAAUAAGUGGAAGGGGCAUAUUGGUUUGGAAUGAUUCGAGUUAUUAUGAAGGGGAAUUUCGGAAUGGGAUAAUAAAUGGCAGUGGGGUUUACGUUAGUGGAAAUGGAAAGAGUUUGAGUGGAUAUGUAUGUUUGAAUGAUUAUGAGGUUAUAGUUCGAAGAAAUUAGUAUUAAGGAUAGAAUUCAGAGAAUUUAAUGUAUAAAUAAUAAUGGUUCUGAAAAAUUGAUCGAGAAAAUAAGAUAAUUAUGA
This is a messenger RNA of Paramecium octaurelia, 981 nucleotides long. The record is from the annotation of a GenBank genome assembly. NCBI's taxonomy places the organism in Eukaryota, Ciliophora, Oligohymenophorea, Peniculida, Parameciidae.